This is a messenger RNA of Perca flavescens (yellow perch), 919 nucleotides long. Its product is annotated as granzyme G-like. Gene Ontology annotation, molecular function: serine-type endopeptidase activity. The record is from RefSeq and is a predicted model, not a curated record. Gene Ontology annotation, biological process: proteolysis. The transcript is spliced from 5 exons. The coding region runs from base 24 to 719 and encodes 231 amino acids. NCBI's taxonomy places the organism in Eukaryota, Metazoa, Chordata, Actinopteri, Perciformes, Percidae.
CUCAGCUGGACUGUGAUCUAACCAUGUCUAUCCACUGUCAACUGCUAAUACUGAUACUUGUACUGACUCUUGAUGAUCAAGUUCAUACAGGGGAAAUCAUUGGAGGUCGGGAGGCUGUGCCACAUAGCAGACCCUACAUGGUGCUUUUGGAGCGGAGCAUGCAGGAUGGUGAAACAAGACACUGCGGUGGCUUCCUUCUGAAUGAGGAUUUUGUGAUGACUGCAGCCCACUGCCAAGCCAGUUCCUACACAGUCGUACUAGGAGUUCACAAUUUCCGUAACAGUAAUGAAUUACAGCGUAUAUCUGUGGAGCAAGCAUUUCCACAUAAAGAGUACAAUGAAACUGAUUUUAACAAUGACAUCAUGCUUCUCAAGUUGAGCGCCAAGGCAAAAUUGAGCAAAAAUGUGCAACCCAUUGCUCUCGCAGGCCGAGGUGAUGGCUCGCCAAAAUCAUGUAUAGUGUCCGGCUGGGGAAGAACUGACGAGAAUAUACCUUAUAUGUCUGUUGUACUCAUGGAAGUCAAUGUAACACUGAUUGAGAGUAAGCAGUGUCCUACUAACAACAUGUACUGUUCUAAGGGAGUAACUGGACCUGGUAAGGGAGACUCUGGAGGUCCACUGGUCUGUGAAGAUGGGAAGGCGUACGGUGUGGUGUCCCACGACUUUCGAUCAGAAUCAGGUGGCCCGGUAAUCCAUUGUUUCGCUAAGAUUCCUGACUAGAGAAGCUGGAUCCAAUUGACCAUGACAAAUGCAUGAAAAAACUUUGAAAUGAUCAAAUCACAAGAUUUGAAUUUACUGUUUGUAUAACACUGGAGAGCUGAUAAUUGAGAUGCUAAUAUCACAACCUAUUCCAUAGCCAUGACACUGUCAGACCAAAGAACUUGCUUGCUUUACACAGAUUUAUUUAAAAUGUGCUUUAC